GUAUAGUUACUCGCGUGGUUGGAGGACAACCAACAAGUGUUAUAAAAUAUCCAUUCAUGGUAUAACUAAUAACACGCUGUUGAAAUGUGGUUGAACUGUGACCGCAAAUAAGAAUUAACAAUCACAGGUAUCUCUGCAAAAAAAGGCCUUCGGACACAUUUGCGGAGGAACAUAUCUGCACGGUAUCAAUGUUCUUUCAGCCGCCCAUUGCUUUAUCGCGUGAGUUUGUCGAUGAGGAAAAUGAUCAGAACACAAACCUUACACAGAUAAUUCAACACCCGUUAAUUUUUUUCGAUAAAUAAUUAACAGUCAUGGAGAAGUGGACUUCAGGGUCGAAAAUCCGCUGUUAUUCAUAGCGAUUGCUGGUGCAUCUGAUGUAAAUUCGUUGUACGUUCCAAGUAUGCAAAUCCGAUUAGUGGUCCAUAUCGAAGUGCAUCCGCGUUAUAAUAAUACCUCGAAAUUCAACGACAUCGCAUUAAUCCGAGUUAGCAUUGCCAACGACCAAACGGAGGCUCAUUUUUAUUGUACGGUGAUGCAGCUGCACAUCAGUCCUGUAAUUUUUAUCUGAAUCCAAUUUCAGUUAGACAGGGCAUUUACGCCGGCAAAGGAAGUACUUCCUGUUGCGCUCGGACCGGUCAGCAUUGUCAACGAAUUGCUGUUGAGGUCCUCGAACGCUACUGCUGACCCUGCCAUAUUCUGUCAAGUACUUGGCUGGGGAUAUCUUCAAGAGGCCUCACCAUUGGGUCAUGGAGAAAGUCUGAUGAUGGCAAAAAUACCGCUUCUUUACCACGAUCACUGCUCAAAAUGGUACAAUAAAAGUCAACGGUUUUACUUUUCGAAAGAUCUACAGAUUUGUGCAGGUUUUCAGGAAAGUAGCAUGGACGCCUGUCAAGGGGACAGCGGUGGUCCGCUGAUCUGCAAUGGUAUGCAGAUCGGAAUCGUUUCAACUGGAGAAGGAUGUGGUCGCCGAGAACGUCCUGGUCUAUACACGCGUCUAGAUAUUCAUUUGGACUGGAUCGAAAAAAUCACCCCUUUGAAAUCUAGAAGCAUUUCAUCCUCAAUUGAUGUUUUAGCCCGGCCUUAUCUGCUGCUUAUAAUCUACAUACUCUAUUUUGAAUAAAUUAGAUUUUUCAUUUGUGAUGUGAUGAGAAUAUAGAC
This is a messenger RNA of Athalia rosae (coleseed sawfly), 1158 nucleotides long. Its product is annotated as serine protease 27-like. Gene Ontology annotation, biological process: proteolysis. Gene Ontology annotation, molecular function: serine-type endopeptidase activity. The record is from RefSeq and is a predicted model, not a curated record. NCBI's taxonomy places the organism in Eukaryota, Metazoa, Arthropoda, Insecta, Hymenoptera, Athaliidae. The coding region runs from base 761 to 1120 and encodes 119 amino acids. The transcript has 3 exons.